Molecule: messenger RNA, 3711 nt
Organism: Anisakis simplex (herring worm)
Lineage: Eukaryota; Metazoa; Nematoda; Chromadorea; Rhabditida; Anisakidae
Source: the annotation of a GenBank genome assembly
AUGGGUCGUCUGCACACGUUAGAAUUGGAAAACUUCAAAUCAUAUAAAGGGAAACAAAUCAUUGGACCUUUCAAACAAUUCACUGCCAUAAUUGGUCCAAAUGGCUCAGGAAAAUCCAAUAUGAUGGACGCAAUUUGUUUUGUGUUAGGAGAAAAGGCGAGCAAUCUGCGUGUCAAGAGACUGAAUGAUUUAAUACAUGGUGCACCAGUUGGUAAGCCGGUCGCGAAUAGAUGCCACGUAACGAUGAACUUCGAGGACGAUGAUGGACAUAUGCGAACAUUUACACGUUCAGUCAGUGGAGCUGGUUCUGAGUAUCGGAUUGAUUCAAAGGUGGUCACACCGCAACAGUACAAUCACGAAUUAGAGGAGAUUAACAUUUUCAUCAAAGCAAAAAAUUUCCUCGUUUAUCAAGGGCAAGUGGAACAAAUUGCGAUGCGUAAUCCAAAAGAGCGAACUCAACUUUUCGAGGAAAUAUCUCGAUCGUGUGAAUAUCAAAGUGAUUACGAUCGACUGAAAGCUGAAAUGAAUAAAGCUGAAGAAGAUGCGGCGUUCAAUUUGAACAAAAGACGAGGUAUUGCUCAAGAGAAACGAGAAGCAAAAAUGGAGAAAGACGAAGCUGAGAAAUAUCAGUUGAUGAAGGACGAUUUGGCAGCGAAACAAAGGCAGAUGUAUCUGCUGCAAUUAUAUCACGCCGAGAAGAGUGUAGCGAAUUCAAGUGGAGAGUUGCAACGAAAGAAUUCAAUCGUUGAAGAAUUGGUGAAGAAGAAAGAGGAAUGCGACGAGAUUGUCGCGAUGAAACAACGCGAACACAAGAAACUCAUCAAAGAAGUGCACAAAAUGGAGCAGAAAACACUCGAAAAGGAGAAAGAAGUCACAACGCAAAAACCCCGUUAUGUUGCUGCCAAGCAAGAAGUGGUUCACGUCAAAGCAAAACUCGAAACAGCCACCAAAAUGCACACUGCGGCGCAGAGGUCGGCUGAAACGCAUGAGAAGAACGUCCUGGCUUUAAAGGACAAGAUUGUUGAAGUGGAAAAAAAGAAGAGCGAAUGUGAAGGGAAACUUGCCGCCGAGUCACAAUCUCUCGAUAUGCAGCUUAGUGAUACUCAGGUGACUGAAUAUUAUGCACUGAAAGGUGAAGCGACAAAACGAUGUGGUAUGUUGGAUAUGGAGUUGAAUAAGUUAUUGCAAGAAAGAGAAACCGACCGAAAUGCGCUCCAGUUCGAGCAGAGGAGACUGAUACAGGGUGCCGAACGCGUUAAGAAUAAAGAGAAUGAAAUCGAAAGGAACGCACGACAAGCAGAGCAUCUCUCUGAAAACAUUCAAGCACAAACAACUCUGCUCGAUGACGAGAAAAAGAAUCUUCAUCAUCUUGAAAACCAGGUACGUGAGUCAAAAGAGAAACUCGAGAAGGUAGCGAUAGAGCUGAACGAUGUGAGCCGUCAGUUGUCGGAUGCUCAUGGUGAUACGGCCGAAUCCGAACGAAAUCGUAGACGGAAUGAAGCGAUCGACAGCUUGAAACGAGUAUUUCCGGAUCGUGUUUAUGGUCGUUUAGUUGAUCUUUGUCAACCUUCGCAUCGUCGUUUCCAGUUGGCUGUUACAAAGGUUCUAGCGAAAAAUAUGAUGUCAAUAGUAUGCGACACAGACGAAACUGCACGGGAAAGUAUUGUCUAUCUGAAGGAGCAACGACUUCCACCGGAAACCUUUUUACCGCUUUCGAUUCUUGACGUUCAUCCGAUCAACGAGAAGCUUAGGGAAUUAACAGAUCCACGCGGAGUGAAAUUGGUGUUUGAUGUGAUUCAGUGCAAUAAUCCAGUGGCAAGAAAAGCUUUGCAGUUUGCAUGUGGUAAUGCAUUAGUUUGUGAGACAGCUGAAGAUGCGAAGUAUUUGGCAUACGGAAGUGCAUCGGAUCGUUACAAAGCGAUUGCUUUGGACGGUACUCUUUUCCAGCAGAACGGUGUCAUAUCUGGCGGAGGUCAAGAACUGAAAGUACGAGCGAGGAAGUGGGACGAGAAUGCAUUGAGGAAGUUGAAGGAACGCCGUGCAGUGUUACUCGAAGAAAAUCAGCAGUUACACCGCACACGUAAAAAGGAAUUAGACGUGGAAAUGAAACGAAAUCAAUUGGUACAACUUGAACAAAGAAUCAAAUACACCAGAAAUGAACGUCUCAAAAUUGAAAAUCAAACAGCGAAACGUCUUGAACAAGAGUUGGAGACAUUGAAUGGUGAACUAGCGGUCAUUCAGCCAAAAAUUGACGAAAUCGAGCAGCGAAUGUCUGAGAGGGAUAUUCAAAUCAAGAAAUUGCAAAAGAAACGUGACAGUGUAACCGACGAAGUUUUUUCCGAUUUUUGUCAACGAAUCCACAUUAAAGAUAUUCGUAAAUAUGAACAGCGCGAAAUGCGUUUUCAUGAGGAAAUGCAAGAACAACUGAAGAAGUUUGAUAACGAAUUGGAUCGAUUGAAAAAUGAAAUGGAUUAUUUAAAGUCUGACGAUAAAUCAAUACGUGAAAAACAAGAAGCAGACAAAGUGAAGAGGCUAACAAAUGAUUUGCAUGAAUUGAAAAGGAAGGAGGAACGAGAGCAUAAGAAACUGAAAAAUCUGGAAGCGGAAUACGAACAAAUGAAGAUGGAGAUUGUCUCGAAGAAAGCAGCUGUUGAAGAUAGCGAAUGUGAGAUUAACGUAGUCAAGAAAAACGCUCAACAGGCAGCGCGUGAGGUGAGUGCUGAAGAAAAGUUGGUGCUGGCAUUGGAGCAAGCGAUUGUUCGACGCCGUAACGAACGUCACUCGAUACUGCAUUCGUGCAAAAUCAACGGCGUUGAGGUGCCUUUAACAAAGGGAUCGUUAGCUGAUGUUGACGCUGAUGAACAAAUGCCCACCACAAGUAGUGAAGACCCUACGCAGCCGAGUCAACCGACACAAGAGCAAAUGGAUCGCGAAGCAAAAAUCAAAAUCAACUUUAGAUCGCUUCCGGAUUCAUUGAAAGAGCUGGAUGAUGAAGAAGACGUCAAAAAGGCUGUUGAAAAACUUGCGAAGGAAGUGGCUGAUACACAGGCGGUUAUUUCACGAAUCAGUGCACCGAAUCUAAAGGCCAGCGAACGAAUGGAAAUAGUCAAAGAAAAAGAGGCUGAAACAACAGAGGAAUGUGAAACGGCCCGAAAGAAGGCGAGAAAGGCAAGGCAGCUGUUCGAAAAAGUCAAAGCUGAUAGAUAUAAGCGUUUUCAAGAGUGCUUUGAACCAGUGGCACAAAAAAUUGAUGAAAUAUAUAAGCAGCUGAGUCGAAAUGAAAGUGCGCAAGCGUUUUUGGGUGCAGAUAAUAUGGAGGAGCCGUACUUGGAGGGUAUCGCGUAUAACUGCGUAGCACCGGGUAAACGAUUCCGACCGAUGGAUAAUUUGAGUGGUGGUGAGAAGACGGUGGCAGCUCUGGCGCUUUUGUUCGCAAUGCACGCUCGUAAUCCGUCACCGUUCUUUGUACUCGAUGAAAUUGAUGCAGCGCUGGAUAAUACGAAUAUUGGAAAGGUGGCAAGUUUCAUCAGUGAACGUGCACGUUUGGAUAUGCAGUUAGUGGUGAUCUCACUGAAGGAGGAAUUCUACAAUAAGGCGGAUGCUUUAGUUGGUAUCUAUCCACAGCCAGCCAACUGCACUGUUUCGGGCGUUUUAACGCUUGAUCUGACUACCUUCAAACAGUCGCAUCUUGAGACAUCCAAUGUUGAAUAG